AGGUUUAUCCCUACCACUCCCGGUGCGGCGAGGGUGAGCGAGCGGGCAAGCAAACCCCCGCGGCGGAAAUGGAUGCCAAGCUGCUGCUCCCCUUCCCUUCCCCGCCCGCCGCUCUCCACCCGGCGGCGGCGGCGGUCCCCAAGUCCCUCUUCCUUGGGGCCUCCCUCCCUCUCCACCCGCGCGCGCCGCCGCCGUUCCCGCUGCGCCUCCGCCCGCGGCCGGCGCUGGUGGUGGCGCAGGCCGCCGUGAAGCGCCGCAAGGAGGUCCCCUUCGACAACGUGAUCCAGCGGGACAAGAAGCUCAAGCUGGUGCUCAAGCUCCGCAACAUCCUCGUCGCGCAGCCCGACCGCGUGAUGAGCCUCCGCGACCUCGGCCGCUUCCGCCGCGACCUCGGCCUCACCCGCAAGCGCCGCCUCAUCGCGCUCCUCAAGCGCUUCCCGGGCGUCUUCGAGAUCGUCGAGGAGGGCGUCUACUCCCUCAAGUUCCGCCUCACCCCCGCCGCCGAGCGACUCUACCUCGACGAGCUCCAACUCAAGAACGAGUCCGAGGGCCUCGCCGUCACCAAGCUCCGCAAGCUCCUCAUGAUGUCGCAGGAGAAGCGCAUCCUCAUCGAGAAGAUCGCGCACCUCAAGCACGACCUCGGUCUCCCGCCGGAGUUCCGCGAUACCAUCUGCCUCAGGUACCCACAGUACUUCCGUAUCGUCCGGAUGGACCGAGGGCCGGGGCUGGAGCUCACCCAUUGGGACCCCGAGCUGGCGGUGUCUGCGGCCGAGCUCGCGGAGGAGGAGAAUCGAGCAAGGGAAGCUGAGGAGAGGAAUUUGAUAAUUGACAGGCCGCUCAAGUUCAACCGGGUGAAGCUGCCCAAGGGGUUGAAAUUGACGCGGGGAGAGGCACGCAGGAUUGGGCAGUUCAAGGAAAUGCCAUAUAUUUCGCCAUAUGCUGACUUCUCGCACCUGCGGUCUGGGUCUGCUGAGAAGGAGAAGCAUGCUUGCGGAGUGGUUCAUGAGAUUCUUAGCUUAACAGUUGAGAAGCGCACGUUGGUGGAUCACCUGACGCACUUCAGGGAGGAGUUCCGAUUCUCGCAAUCCUUGCGGGGCAUGAUCAUUCGUCACCCAGACAUGUUUUAUGUAUCAUUCAAAGGGGAUAGGGACUCAGUCUUCCUCCGCGAAGCAUACAAGGACUCACAGCUGGUUGAGAAGAACAAGCUGGUGCUGCUUAAGGAGAAAAUGAGGGCUCUCGUUGUUGUCCCGCGUUUCCCUAGAAGAGGUGGGGCUAGGACCAGUGAGGAAGCUGAGGGAGCCAAUGGAGCUGUGCGAUUGUCAGAUGAAGGAAGUGACGAAGAAUAUGAUGAAGAUGAGGGACUGUCAGAUAUGGAAGAUUUUAUUAGUGAACUUUCUGGUGGCAAAUCGGAUGGUGGCUACCAAUGGGGCGAUGGUUGGUUUGGUGAGAAUGAUGACGCGCCGCCAGACUUUGCAGAUGAUGACUCAAGUCCACAAGAAGUUGAGGUUACUAUGAAAAACACUGAUGGUUCUGCCAAUGGCAGGGCAGCUGUUCCUGUAUUUCCUGAUGGCAGACCAAGGGAACGGUGGUAAAUUGAGCUGUUUUAAGCUUUUGGUUGAUAGAAUUAUUAGUCUCAAAUGCUAGUUCUUUAUAAUAUCUAGCUGCAAAGCUGUUUGUCUUUUGAGGUGCCCUACUGAUUUUUGUUACCGAGAACAUCAGUAGAACACACUUUUGAGGAACCUACAUGAUAAUGUUGAAAAUUCUACAAGAUUAAUCCUCUGGUGAAUGUUAAAAAUCACAGAUUUGCAAAACUA
This is a messenger RNA of Setaria italica (foxtail millet), 1814 nucleotides long. RefSeq names its product protein ROOT PRIMORDIUM DEFECTIVE 1. Lineage: Eukaryota; Viridiplantae; Streptophyta; Magnoliopsida; Poales; Poaceae. Bases 69 to 1592 code for a protein of 507 amino acids. Gene Ontology annotation, molecular function: RNA binding. The record is from RefSeq and is a predicted model, not a curated record. The transcript has a single exon.